AUGCUCGAGAAGAGAGAGAAGAUCUUGCUCGAGAAGGCAGGCAGCGGGUGCAAGGUCCUCCUGGCCAACGACAAGUCCGACGACCUCAGCCGGACGUACCGCCUCUUCAACCGCCUCCCCAAGGGGCUGGAGCCCAUGGCAGAGAUCAUCAAGGACCACAUCACCGAGAUGCGGAACGAGAUCAUCAAGCGACCGGGGGCCAAGAUCGAGGGUGGGGAGAAGGACAUCAACCAGGACCCCAACUUCGUGAAGGAGCUGCUGGCCCUGCACGGCAAGUACAUGGCCGUCGUCAACGACCAGUUCGUGGGAAACUCGCUGCUGCAGAAGGCGCUCGCGUUCGUGGGCUUCGUGAACCGCGACGUGGGCAAGUUUAAGAACGCCGACUUGAUGUGCAGCUUCUGCGACCGCAUCAUGAAGACGGGGGGGGAGAAGCUCGGCGAUGUAGAGGAGUAUCUGGCGAAGGUGGUUCAGCUUUUCUCCUACCUGGCGGACAAGGAUCUCUUCGCGAAAAUCUACCGCAACCAGCUUGCCAGGCGUCUGCUCAACUCGCGCUCUGCGUCGGACGACAUGGAGAGGCUCAUGAUUGGCAAGCUCAAGCUCAAGUGCGGGUCGCAGUUCACGUUUAAGAUGGAGGGUAUGAUGAACGACUUGGCCAUCGGCGGCGACCACGAGGCCGCCUUCUCGGCGUACCUGAAGGACGGGCAGGAGACCAGGAAGAUCGACGUCGCCAAGAUAGACUUCAACGUUCAGGUGCUUACGACGGAUUACUGGCCAGCGUACAAGCCGAUGGAAGUGACACCCCCUUCCACGAUGAAGGAAGUGCACCGAGGUCUUCAAGAAGUACUACGCCGAGACCACGUCACCUUCAAACGCCGCCUGGGGUGGUCGCACACACUCGGAAACGUGACUAUCCGGGCCAAGUACCAGAAGUCCUACGACUUGCAAGUCACCACUCUCCAGGCGUGUUACCUGAUGGUGUUCAGCAAGGAGACCAACACCCUGGUCCUGGGAGAGGUGAGCCAGCGCCUCCACCUGCCCGACGACACCGUGAAGCGGAUACUGCACAGCCUCAGCUGCGGCAAGUGCAAGGUGCUCAAGAGAGAGGGACAGGGGGGCCGCAUCAAGGCAACGGACAAGUUCGCCUUCAACGCGUCGGUCAACUGCCCGCUGCGCAAGUUCCGCAUCCCGAUGGCCUCGCUCGAGGAGAGCCACAACCCCAAGCGAGUGGAGGAGGACAGAGGCAUUGCGAUCGAGGCGGCGAUCGUUCGCAUCAUGAAGGCGCGCAAGACGAUCGGACACCCUCAGCUGGUAGCGGAGGUGCUGAGCCAGCUCUCAUUCUUCAGCCCCAACCCCAAGGUCAUCAAGGCCCGCAUCCACGGUCUGAUCGAACGCGAGUACUUGGAGCGCGACGCAUCCCAGGUCAACCACUACAACUACCUCGCGUGAUGGAGUGUGGUGGCGGUAACGGUUUGGGGGGUUGGUCGAACAACCUUGGCUUGCGUUCCUCGUGAAGAUGUGAUAUGUUAUUCCACUACAGCUGGCUCGCGUGAUGGCGUGUGUGUGGGAGGGU
Molecule: messenger RNA, 1570 nt
Organism: Ectocarpus siliculosus
Lineage: Eukaryota; Phaeophyceae; Ectocarpales; Ectocarpaceae
Source: the annotation of a GenBank genome assembly